Acanthaster planci (crown-of-thorns starfish) is the source of this 11795-nucleotide messenger RNA. Its product is annotated as 3'-5' exoribonuclease HELZ2-like. The record is from RefSeq and is a predicted model, not a curated record. Gene Ontology annotation, molecular function: helicase activity; protein binding; RNA nuclease activity. NCBI's taxonomy places the organism in Eukaryota, Metazoa, Echinodermata, Asteroidea, Valvatida, Acanthasteridae. Gene Ontology annotation, biological process: miRNA processing.
GUCGGUGUUUCUCAUUCAGGGAAACCCCGUCCUUGCAAAACAGCAGUGUAAGGGCAGAUUUCAUGACAGUCUGCUUACAAAUGCUGCGACAAUCCAUAUAUUUCUCACAUCAGCUAUCUGUUUGUCCGACGAGUUGUGCUUCUACAGCUGCACUGUGCAUUACAAACCCGCAACUGAGUGGAGUCGUUUAAAAAAUUGAGCCACUAUCUGGCUCUUAUAUGUGUUCAGGUCUGGAUCCAUUGUGAUCAUGAAGAAUGGGUGAAUACCUAUUUUUGAUAGACGUAGUUCACUUCUACUUCUGGAUUAUUUGAGCCAUCAACUUAUUAUUCAUAUGUGGGUACAAGAGGUCACGGAGUGAAGAAUGGAUGAAGAGCGAGAAGAAAGAAUCAACGGACUGCGUCGAAGCUUUUUCCUGCUUUGGCAAACUCCUGAGGAAUCACUACCUCCUCCGCACACUUUGAGAGCCUUCAUUCGGAAGCUUCAGCAGAAUGUCAAAGUAGAAGCCAUGGAUCUGAUAGCAGAAGAAGCUUAUGAAAACGCCUUCAGUCUUCUCACUCUGGGAAUCGAUUCUAGCAGCGUCCUCUGUCUCGACGGUUAUUCCCUCGAUACACAGAAUGAUAUCAGGCUCCUUGUAUUGCGAUCCCAAUGUGCCAAUAACUUGGGUUACUUUCAAGAGGCACUUUCGGAUGCUGAAAAAGCUCUAGCAAUGGACCCAAAUUCUGUGCCAGCGAAGAUUGAGUUACUGAAGGUCAAGAACAACAUCGCGAUGAAGGAAGAUAUCCCCCUCGAAAGAUUGCUUAAGGCGGACCUUCUCAAGGGUUUACCAGAGAUGGUGAGGGAACAUCCAGAGGUGAAGGAUAUAUUGAGACAACUCGGCCUACAAAAUCUCAAAAAUGAAACAAAGCAGAAGUCAGAUUCCCAGACCUUCAAUGCAGCCUGGAUCCCCAGUCAUAACAGAGAAAUAGCCAUGCGCAAUAAGUCCUCCCAUUCUUUUGGAAAAAGAAGGAAGAUCAAACAGAUCAGUGACGGUGCAGAGCCUGUCUUUCCAAUCACAGGAUCAUAUUCAUCAUCUCAAUGGUUGAAACAGGGCGCAAAGCCAAAGACAGCUGGAGACAGAAAAACACCAGAGCCUGCUUCACGCGGGUCGACAAAGCCUACGCAAAAACAAACCGGUCGGGCCACAGAAAGAAAAGGAACCAAACACUCGGCACAAAUUUCGAACAACCAAAAGACUCAAGGCCCUGAAAAGACGAAAGGCAAGGUCCUCUCUCCUUGUACAGCAUCAGUGAAUCUCGCCUCUCUGCCAAGCUUCCACCGUGACAUCAAGUACGUCUGUGGAGUGUGUUAUGCUCGUGGUAAAGUAUGUGAACAGCGACAAGGAAGCCAACCACAAGUGUGUGCCGGCUCAUCGGGCUCACACAGCUGGCAACAGUGCAGGAUGAUAGUGGUGUACUCCAGGUCAAGGAAGAGAUGGUGCAAGGUCAGACGACGGCACGAGAGCUUGUCACCCAAUGCUAUCCCAAAUCUUUGUAUCUACGGAGAUGCUUGCAAGCGCCACGACUGUUGGUUUCCGCACUUUCAAGAAGAAGCAGAUCUCUGGGCGUACAUGGGGAAACAUAAACUCACAAAAUUAGGAGACGUCUUAAUGGCCGGGCGUGCACCGUCCAAUGUAAUCACGAAAGCACCCACAACAUGUAAGGUAAAGCAUGCCAAACCAUCCCCUCAGCCCAAGCAUCACUGCUCUUACUGCGACAUCUAUUACUUAGAGCUGUCACAGCUCCAACAACAUAUCACAAGUGAAACUCACCGUUCAAGGGUCAACUCGGAUGAGGACAGGAAGGGCCAGUGGAAGUAUCGCAGCCCACCAUGGGAUGUCGUCAACGGCCAGUACCAAGAGUGCUUAGAGAAUAAAACAGAAAGAUGCAUGUUUACCAGUGCAUUGGAGAACAACUGCACCAAGGCUCACAGCAAUGAAGAGCUGCAGGAAUGGAAGGAGAGGCAUAAAUAUCGAAUGAUGAAAAUGAGAAAAGCUAAGGACAAACAGCUGUAUGCGUUCAUGGAUGAUGUCCUUGACAGAUAUAACUUCUCUCCCUCACGAGGGGAGGACGUGAUUACAGACAGGUUGCUUGGAGUCCGCGUUGAUUGCUCCGAGGACUUCAAUCAAUACCUGGAUGUAGACAAGAGGGACAAUGAUUCCCCACACACGUGCACUUGGUCGCUUACCCUGGACCUCAAGGCAUCAGAAAACCAGAAAUCCCUGAAGCGUGUCUGCUUACUCUACGACGACAACAGACCUUAUUUCAGAUUGUCCAAGCCUCCUAAGGAACGUGAGGCCCAGGUUUGUCCCGGUAACCUCAUCGCAGAGGAAGAUGGGAGGACAUACCGAAUUGACGUCAUCUUUCGCUCUCAGAUCCUUGGUAGCUUUUCUCAGUGGGUCCUUUUCGACCUGGGGACUGAGCCAUAUCUAGUCCGUAAGCUUCAGGUUGUUGUUGGAUUGGGUGCGCCAAAUGAGACAUUUGACGAGAUAAACGGGAAACAGAGGAAUACAUGUGAGGUGUGGGAUGACGGAAACUCGGAGAUUGUCAGGUUCUACGAAGAUAGCUACCAACUUUCAUCUACAGAAGUGAAGCUCCUGGCAGACUACGUUUUACCAAUUUCUUUUGACAUCGACAAUCUGGGGGAGUUGAGUCGGGACAACUACAGAGAAUACAUGCACGCAAUGCUGUACUUGGAGGAAAAGGAGUGCAAUACCAAGAUAUCCAAAUUUGCCUCGGAGAGCACGUUUGAGUGUCUUGACCGGAUCCUACUAGAAACCCCAACAGCCACCGUAAUGAAGAACGCCGUUGGUGGCAGCAAGUUUGGCAAGGUUGAUUUGAAGAGGGCUUUGAUGGACGAUUCGGAGACGAGUCAAAUCAUCGAGAGGAAUGUGCAUAAGAUGAUGCUAAAAUUUGGUAACUCGAAGAAGGUGUACGAAGCCAUAAUCCUGCCCGAACAAGAUUACUUUGGGAAGCAGAACCAAGACACAUUAUACGUCAAGCUCAGUCCAUUAUGUGUGGAGGAAUUGGACCUACAGGGUGGCACUACACACCGCGUAGAGAUUCAAUUGCAUCUUAAUCGGCUUCCUCUAUGUUACAUGCAUUUGGCAGUCGACCGCCUACAAAAUAUGGACAUGGUGUUCCCGCCAAUAGGAAACCCGCACAAGAUUCCUCCUGUUGACAAACAAGUACAAAAGCACAUUGAUCCUCACCAAGAAAGAGCAGUGAAGUUCAUUUCUCGGCACAAAGGGAAACAAGGAGAGUCGACAGCAGCAGUUGGACCGGUGCUUGUAUGUGGACCGUUUGGAACAGGGAAAACUCACACAUUGGCGACGGCAGUAAAGCGUACCUUGGAGGCGCACGCAGAUAGCAAGAUUCUCAUUUGCACACACUCAAACAGUGCUGCAGAUUUGUACAUCACUGAGCAUCUACACAAGCUGGUGGAAGCCGGAGAAAUAAAGCAAAUGAUUCGUGUCUACACAAAGAUACGAGACAUCAAAACCAUUGCUGAAAAUGUGCGCAAAUACACCAAAAUUACGGACGACAAAGUUCAGACCCCCACACUGAGAGAGAUAAAGGCAAGCAGUGUUGUUAUCACGACACUCACCACGUCUCACACACUCGAUUCAACAGAGCUCUACGGUCACUUCACCCAUAUAUUGAUAGACGAAGCUGGGCAGGCAUUGGAGACAGAGGUAUUACAGCCUCUGACUUUGGCUACAGCAAAUACUUGCGUGGUUCUUGCAGGAGAUCACUUACAGAUUUGUCCAAAGGUGUUUUCCCGAGUAGCCCGUCAUGCUAAGUUCCACGUGUCUCUCCUGGAGCGCCUCUUCUAUCAGAAGGUUGGCAGAGUUCUGCUGUCCAAAAACUAUCGGACGUGCCAGAAAAUGCUGGACUUUAUUUCCAGGACGUUUUACUACGGAAACCGAACAAAGCAGAAGCUCGAAGCAUCCUUCAACAGAGAACCGCACCCGAAAUUUAUGCAUCCCUUGGUCUUCUACGCAGUUAAGGGAGAGGAUGAGAAAAUAGGGAUGUCAUACAGCAACGAUUUUGAGGUAACACAGAUAGUGCAAGUUGUGCAAGACUUGUGUUAUAAUUGGCCUGAAAAUAAGUGGGGGAAACUGGAGACCAACAGCAUCUCUGUCGUGGCUUCAUAUAAAAUGCAGGUAACGAAGAUCCGGGAACUUCGCAAGAAAUCCCUGGGAAGCAUUACUGUGGAGACAGUCCAGAAUGUCCAAGGUAAACAAUAUCAGGUGCUUAUCAUUAGUACGGUGAGAACUCGACGAACGCUGAACAAAGUUGACACAACGGCAUUCGUAUCACAACUACGCCCAGCGAAUCGCCCAGAAGACACGUUCGACUACGGCUUUCUGUCUGAUGCCCGGCUCCUCAACACAGCGUGUACCCGUGCACAAUCUCUUCUGGUGGUCGUUGGUGACCCAUCAACCUUAUGCUCUGUUGGUGAUUGCUCCAAAAUAUGGCGAAGUUUCCUGCAAGAGUGCCAUGGCAAUAAUACUCUGCUGCCACUGGGUACAACCAUCGAAGGAAUCCAACAAGAGAUGGAAUCAGCUAAGCAACGUUUGAAUCCUUUUGCAGCGGCCUUCGAGCCCGCAGUCGCAAAAACAAGACAACCCCCUCCAAAGGUUCAAGCACCGAGAGCCAACGAAAUAUCCCUCUCAUCAGGAGCAGUGUCUAAGCCACCCAACAACGAUCCUUGGCUGCCUGGCAAUGACUCAUCCCUCCCUGAUGGUAUCAUGCGAGAGUUGUACAGGCAGAUAAGCCACGAUGAACGUAGACUUAAAAGGUCAAAGGAUGACUCAGGCGUUGAUCCUGAAAAGCUUGAUGAUGCAGAAGUCCAAAAGGAGGUGUCUACAAAAUGGAAAAGGAAGCCACCCAAAUUUCGGAUGGUAGAGCAGGGCGAUCGCAUAGUAUUAGAUAUUCGCUAUUCUGAAAGACACCAGAAGCAAGCGGAGGAAGCAGAGGAAGCAGACUCAGAGGAGGGUUUGAGAAAUGACAAGCAUGACGAGAGUGAACGUCAGAUCGCUUACAAAAACGUUGAGCAACGUCCAGACAAAUUCAAGAGAUGUGUCUUCCACUGUGAGAAUUCUGGAUACACAUACGCAGUCCCGCUUGACGAGGGUUUAUCUGGGAAGAUCACAAUCACCAGUAAGAUACGAAGGGGCAGAGCCUUGAACCUUGAUCAGGUUAUCGUGGAAAUAUUUGACAACACAGAUGACUCUGAAACCCUUCAGAGCCAGACGAAAUAUGGGCAGGUCAUAUGUAUCUGUAAGAGGGCAGCUGGAUCCACCCUUACAUCGAAAGUAGUGUGUAAACUUGACGAAUAUAUAGACAAUCAAAUGGUUCCGAUUGACCGAACACUCCCUAAGUUCUUUGUACUUGCACGAGAUGAACGGAAAAGGGGGAAGGGAAAUACAUAUCGUGGAUCACCUGACUCAUGCAUCGUGUCCAUCUACCGUUACAGUAAGGAACUGCAAGAAGACUCGCCCUUCUUGAAGAAUGUGGAAGUGUCACGAAAAGAUCGAGAACACAAGCUGUUUGUCGUUGAAUAUGUGAAGUGGUUUGCCAAGGCUCCUUACCCAAUGGGUUUGGUCACAGAAGAACUCCCACAAGCCGACACCAAAGAGAAGGGCCUUCGAAUCCUGAAGCUCAUUCAUGGGGUGAAGGACGAUUGGAAGCCCGAAAUCAUGCAGGAAGUUGAGAAUCAAUUCUCGGAUGAGUGGGAAAUUCCUCAGGAUGAAAUUCAGUCUCGGUAUGACGCACGACAUCAAUUUGUCUUCACCAUUGAUCCUCCAGAAAGCCUGGACCUCGAUGAUGCUUUGAGUGUAGAACGUGACGGAGAAAACUACAAGAUUGGAAUACACAUUGCAGAUGUUUCUUACUUUGUCUCUAAAGACAGCACACUAGAUAGAGAAGCACGAAAUAGAUCUACGUCAUUCUAUCCACAUCCGUCUGUCAGCAAACCCAUCAACAUGCUCCCCUCUCAGCUCAGCAACAGGUUAUGUAGUCUGCUACCCCAAAAGGAUAGGCUGACUAUUUCAGUAUUUGCCACGCUCAAUAAGAGCGGGCAUAUGAUGGCGGACGUAGAGAUUGUGCGCUCGGUAAUUCGAUCCCGCAAGAAGCUGACAUACAGUGCUGUGGAGGAAAUCAUCACGUCGAGCAACGACGAGCAUAACAAUAAUAUCACCAUCGCAGAAAAAAUCUUAACAUUGAAUAAACUUGCGAAAGAGAGAAGGAGAAGUCGUCUUGGGCUGGGUCGGUUUGCUUUCUCGCACGAUGCCGAAGAAGAGGUGGCGCAACAUCCCCUUGCACAUUCUUUGGUAGAAGAAAUGAUGCUCCUUGCAAAUCAAGCAGUAGCCACUUUCCUUGUCAGGGUUUAUCCAGACUGCAGUCCGCUCAGAAGGCAACUUGCUCCAAGUGAGGAGAACAUAGAAACGUGGUUUGAAAACCAUGCCCAAGACCUUGUGAACAGUUUGGAACUUCAGUCUAGAGGUUUCAGCAAAGAGCUUCAAAGUGAAAACUCCAAUGACGUGCACAUACUUAAAGAAAAAUGGAACGAUCUUCUUGAAGCAGUUGGUAAUCAACGUAAGAUAACUACAAUUACUGACUUAAUUACCAGCGAUGAAAACCAUCCACAACUUGCCGUUGCCAGGGCAGACUUAUUUGUUAUGCUAGAGACUGCUGACUACAUUAGCUCUGGAGAUCAUACAGAAAGUUCAAAAAGAAAUCACUUUUCGCUGAAUAUGGCAGCCUACACUCAUUUCACAUCUCCGAUUCGUCGGUACUUCGACCUUGUCGUGCAUCGCAUGCUGAUUUCUGCAAUUAAUGACGAGAAAGCUCAAGAUACCUUGCAUCAGUCGGAGCGGCCGUAUACCACAGACGAGCUCGCAUCAAUCUCUCAUCAUUGCAAUAUUCAGCAAAUAAAUUCACAAACUUUUGAAAGGAAAACCCGCGCUCUUCAGUGUGCCCUAAGACUCAAGGAAGCCCCUCAGUCAUUCAAGGUAUUUGUCGGUGGCUUUUCUGAUUCAAGUCUUAAACUGAUAUUUCCGUACAGACGUUUUCUUCCAUCGACGUGUCCUCUGAACAUCCUCAAGCCUAUCAGUAAACCACAGAUCGAGGAAGGACAGACCAAGAUGGAGCUUCAGUGGAAAGAACGAAUCUACGAGUUGCGUCGUACAACAACACCGCAACCACGGCUUGUGUCGCUUCUAACACUGGAUACAGAUCAAAUGACAGUAAAGAUUUCUGCAGAUCACUGGAAGGAGAUUCUAGGAGCGGUUCAGACAGAGAACACGCACGUCAUUCACAGGGCUGUAACAGAUGCAGACGAGGAACAAGAAUUGAAAGAACGAGAAAAAUCUAGAAGACAAAGGCAGAGAGGGCUUGUUGGAAAUCAGAACCUUCUGGUCGAGGAAGUAACCUGUGAAAGUUUAGAUGCAAACAAACCCUUCCCUUUCGUACACUUCCAGCGGAGUUUUAGGCGAGGUGAUGUGGUAAAAGUCCAACUGAAUGCAAGCGUUCAAAGGGGUAUCCUUUCACCUUGUUUGCAGCUCGUCUUUCUAACACCAAAGCUAAGCCUUUGCGCAGAGCAUCGAGGGAAUUCCAUCGAGAGUUUUGCCAAAGUCGCGGAGCAUCGACCUUCUGCUAAGAUAGACAGUACUGAACGAUAUAAAGCUAUAUGGCUGCCAAUUCUGAGAAUGAUUUCGGCCCACAAUGCUGUUGUGAGUGAUGAAAGCUGCGUCAUCCAUGACGUAAACAUCGACUGGCACUGCACUGAAGGAAUUGAUCAAUCUCCAAAAUACAACGGAAUGUUCAAGAUCAAAACAAAUUUUUGUAAUGAUCGGGGUUUCGAAAUACAUAAAGGCGACUACGUCUGUUUGUGCUACAGGGACCUACCUUUGACUCCGAAGGCAAAGAGCAACCUCCGAAUGAUUGAUUGCACCAACACGCCAAGUCCAACUACGCCUGAAUCAGGGCAGACAACAUUUAUUGCUCAUGCACUCAUUACGGCCUUGACUGAUAAGAAAAAGAAUACCGAAGACUGGACGGUUGAGGUUCACGUGGGGGUUAAUCAACAUUCAGCGCCUUUUCCAGAUGUGUUGUUUGAGAGGCAUAAGAAGGUACGGACAUGCACUAUCGAGCUGAUACCCAAGAGUAAUUCAGACGGCCGUCUGGAAUCUGCUGUUGCCCAUCUGCACAAUGCACAAGAGAUAGUCCAGGGAAUAUGUACUCGUCAAAUACCGGCAGUCAACAACGGCGAUCCAGUCAUCCGAAGGCUUCUGGAGGCAGGAAAAGCAAUCAAGAGCUUUUCUAUACCUGGGUCACCAUUUCCCCUUCCUAAUGAAUCGCAACAAGCCGCCUUGCGGAAAGCUCUGCAGCGACAGUUCACAGUCAUUCAAGGACCUCCAGGUACGGGCAAGACGGUGACUGGUGCCCAUCUCACCUACUUCUUUGUGGAAGUGAACAAGCACUUGCCCGAUUUGGGCAGGGGACCACCCCAGGUUCUCUACUGUGGACCGUCCAACAAGGCCGUCGAUGUUGUUGCGGAUUACAUGCUUCGUCUAAGCAUACCAGCCAUACGCGUGUAUAACAACAUGAUAGAGCAGCAGGAUUUCCCCAUUCCUGGGCACUCAGGGAGAAUCCUGAAGGCAGGAAGCUCCAAAGAAACCAAGAUGGAUCCUAAACUGAGAUUUAUCUCACUCCAUCAUCUGAUAAGACAGCCAUCCAAUAACCAGAGUGAGCAUAUCUUGGCCUUUGAGCGGGAAUUCCAUAACCCAGGAUACAAAAUCGCCUUCGAUGACCUGGAAACGUACAGAAGAACAAUCCACAAAGCUGAGGCCGAAGAACUUCAGAAAUUCAAGGUGGUCUUGUGCACUUGCAAUGAAGCGGGGAGUAUACGCAUCCAAAGGAAUGUAAAUGCUAUCCAGUGCAUAGUGGAUGAGGCUGGAAUGUGUAACGAGCCAGAAACCCUCAUACCACUGGUGGGCACCAUCGAAGAAACAGAAGACCCACAGGUUGCGCGCAAGAAGGAUGUAAGACGGGAACCACGCCAGGUCGUCUUGAUUGGAGAUCACAAACAACUCAGACCUAUUAUCCAGGAGAGAACGGCCAUCCAGUUGGGUAUGGAGACAUCAUUACUAGAGAAGUAUGGAAAGGAAGCCAUCAUGCUGACCAUUCAGUAUCGCAUGCACCAGUCGAUAUGUGCUUUUCCCUCCGAAAUGUUCUACACUGGGAAGUUGGUAACAGCCGACAGUGUGAAAAAACGACCACAGCAGCUGAACAGGACCUGGCCAGGAGGACAGGGCAACCCACUCGUGUUCUGCCACCACGUUGGGAUCGAGGAAAAGCAAAGCGUACGGACUGAGGAAGGAGGUGAACAGUCGAGGGCAAAUCCUGAAGAAGUUGAUCACGUGGUCCGCAUUGCAUUAGCGAUGGUUAAGCGUCUUGGCGUGAAACAAGACAGGAUCGUCGUUCUCACCCAGUAUCGCCUCCAGAGGACAAAGAUUGAAGACAGGUUGAGGGCGGUCCACCUGGAAGAUAUCAUAGUCAGCACUGUCAUUACCAGUCAAGGUAAAGAAUGGGACUACGUCAUUUUGUCAACCGUGAGGUCACUGCCAAGGGUGGAGAUUGAUGAGAAGCCCUCUACCGCUUGGAAGAAACGCAACCUGGGCUUCAUCACUGAUGAAAAUCAAAUCAAUGUUGCUAUCACGCGGCCAAGACUGGGGCUCAUCAUUCUGGGCAACAAGUUCCUCCUGCGUGUUCAUCCAACGUGGAAGAAGCUGCUGUCCCAUUACGAAGAGAAAAAAGCUUUGGUGGAAGCAAAGGACUUUCCAAAAUAAUCUCGGAUUAGAUGCUUCGAGCUUUCCAUCCAAUUUUGAUAUGUGUUGUAUAUGUGCGUUGAACUCCAAAACUGUGUCUUUUCCCACUUCUUGAUGUUUCAUAUUUUUGAUUUGCAUAUGAAUGCAAAACCAACAACAACAAAAGCCGACCCACUCCGGGUGUCCACUGCUACCAGUUAGACUAGAGCGGUGUCUACACGAGACGCUUGGCAUUAAUCAUCACUGUUUGGAAUUUUUCCCCAUGAGAUGCGUCCUUAUGGACAAGCUGUUUAAGUCCAUCCACACCUGCAUAUGAUGUAUAGAAAGGCACAUAUUACAUACAACAGUAUGUCAUAACAGUUGACUGUCAUCUUAGUGAGAGGUGUCUCUCUUACAUGCUUUCUUUGAAUGAAUGACAUAGUUCACUUCCAGCUCUUUUGGCCAAUCAUAUGUUUAUAACUAAGGUAGAAUAGGUUGAAAUCUUGUAACUAGAAAUGCUACGAAAUAUAUUCCCAGGAAAUGAGCUUUGUUAAAUAAUUAAUCAUUCCUUUAAGAAUUAGUGUUACUUAAUUCCAAAUAACAUUAUUUUAUAUCUAUUGCGGUCUCGCACUACAUAAUUAUGCAUUUGUUUAAAGUACACUUUUUACUGGAAAACUUUUUUUUUCUUUUUACUGAAAAAUUAUGUACGGUAAUAAAGCUGCCGAACUUAAGCGGCCAAUCUGAUGGACAUAUCGACUUAACGACGCACAUGCUGCAGGUUUCUACAUCAUGAUAACGGGCUGGGCCAUUGUUUGAUAUAAUAUACUGAGACUCCGAUGGGGGUUUUCUUUGGGGGUGGUAGUGGACUUCGGGUCGGGGACUGAUAAAAAAUGUACAAAUAAGGCGUUAUAGACUGCCGUGAAAUUAAAAACUCCAUGACAUUUGUGUUUCAGUAUUGAAAUAGUUUCUUAAAUUUAAAGACUAGCUUUCUGCGCUAAAAAUGGUACCGUAUUAUACUGCGUGUUAAGUUAAUAAUGUUAUGUUCUAUCAUGAUUUUCCUCCUAAACAUCUCAACCGCAAAUACCGUUAUGUAAUAAUGCUGGUUUAGCAUUCUUGUUGUACUUUAGUUUUAAGUCCUGUUUCAUUUCAAGGGUUUUUGCAGAAAAUACUCAUCUUAAUAAUAAUUGUGUAAUACCUGACAUUCCUUUUGAUGCAUAAAUGUAUAUCAUAUACUUUGAAAUAUUUUAGAAUAUAUAUACAAGUCUUAAAACUCUACAUGGAUAUAUAACACACAAUUAUUUUAAAUCAUACAGCACGAAAAGUAUAUUUUAUGUAUUGAAAUACUAGAUUUUAUGUCAUAUUCAUGCGGGCUUUAUGUAAUUAUGUGGUUCCUUUAAAGGGUGAUGAGUUUGAGUAUGACAAGGGGAAAUAAUCGUACUUAAUAUGCCAUUAAAAGGGAGACUGAAUGCAUACAUUUCAUCAGGAGUAUGUAUAGGCAGUGGCCUAACUGUAUGGUCCAGGAAUCAGGAAGAUUUCAGGACCUACUUUGGUUUGGUUAGAACUCCAUAAAUCUGACCAGGCUAUAAAACCCCUGUUUUAAUUCUAAGCAGGGAAGGGCAAGGAUUCUAGGCGGGUGAGGUCUUCUUCAAUAGCCUCUUAAUUCGGUUAAUAUAGAAAUACAGGCCUACGCUAUAUUCUCCUUAAGUGUGAGCGUGUAAGACUCAAUGUCUAAAACUACAGCAAUAAGCCUGAAAGAUGGGAAAAAAUAGCCAACAAAGUGCACUUAUGAUCAAAACAAGAAACUCAAAUCCCAUUUUGAUAUUGACAAACGUAAACGCAAAUGUAAACAGUAGGCCUAUAUCCGUACCAACUCACAUAUUUAUGAACAAUCAAUUUGAGGCAAAAUAAAUUGCAGCUUCAGAUAAUUCAUCACCACGGGACAUUG